GGAGGGUUCAUGCGGACCUGAGGCCGUCACAACCAUUCUACCCAACAGCUAAAAUAACAACACAAGGCCGCUGUUAAACUUCUCGCUACUCUGUCUCCUCUGGACUCCUAUUCUCCAUUAGUGUGACCACAUAAAGCGAGAAUAUCGUGGAUACAACCUGCAACAGUUGGUUAAUGCCCAAGUACCUACCUACUACUGGGGCAACAGAUGUAAUGAAACACACCUGACGUUUCCACUCAUGCAUACGUAAUAUACUCUGGCUUGAAAUACACAGUAGCCUUAAAAUACUGAAAAGUACGGUCUGGAUAUUCUAGGUAGAAAAAUGAGCAGUGGCUUUAUUAGUGAGAAGGAAGCAGCAGAGCGACGCCGUGUUCGGCAAGAGAAUUGGGAGAAAAACCGAGCGGAAAAUGACCCUGAGGAAGCCCCAGAGGAACCACCUCCAGACCCUCGCUCAUUGUUUGAACGUCUUCAGGAGCAGCGGCAAAAGAAACAAGAGGAAUACGAUGAAGCUCACAAGUUUAAAAACAUGGUGCGUGGGCUAGAAGAUGAUGAGGUGGACUUCUUGGAACUUGUUGACCGCAGCAAACUACAGGAAGAAAUACGAGUUCGCACCGAGGAAAAUACUGCCAUGAUUGAAUACAGGAAAAAAGUGUCUGCCAUGCAAAAAAAUAUUGCCGAAGAAGAAAUAAGAGCAGAAAUGAAAGCUUCAGAGGCACGGAAAAACUCAGGAGGAAGUAAAAAGACAUCACAUCUGUCUCUCCUGGCAGGAGCAAUCAAGAGAAAAACUAGUGAUGAUGAUAAAAAUACACAGGAGGCUGGUGAAGCUAAAAAGACAAAAACUGAAUCACCUAGUCAAGGAAACACCGCGACAGUUCAUCCAGUCUCUGGAAAAUCAGGCUUUCAAUGCAUUGCCGUUUUGCCUGGAUUAGGUAUCUACACAGAUUCCAGUGACUCGGACAAUAAUGUAGACUCUGAUAGUGAUGAUGAUGAUGAUCAUGUUCAGUUACCUCGGCAGCCUCGAGAUAUCACAGGUCGUAUCGUGAAGCCUACAACACAAUGUAGUGGCCAGUCUGGCUGUUGAUGAAGUGAGUUGUUGAAAAUAAAAAAGAAUAAGAAGACAAGUCCUAAGUUGAAUCAUGCUGGCCACAAUGCCAUCCUUACAGUAAUUGUAUAUGAAGAUUAGUGCUUCACAGAGCGUGAGUGCUCAGCCUUCCAGUCUUGAAAGUUAUACGUGAAAAAUUGCCACCAUUGAAAUACUGUACUUCUUCCAGUACAGAAGAAUUUUUUUUUUAUUUUCAACAAACCGGUCAUAUCCCACCGAGGCAGGGUGACCCAAAAAGAAAAACAAAAGUUUUGUUUUUUAAAGUUGGUAAUUUAUGCAGGAGAAGAGGUUAUUAGCCCCUUUGCUCCUGGCAUUUUAGACGUCUCUUAUGACACGCAUGGCUUACAGAGGAAGAAUUCUUUUCCACUUCAUGUGAAGAUAAGAGGAAAUAAAGAAAGACCAAGAACUAUUAAGAAAAUAGAAGAAAACCCAGAUGACUGUGUAAAUAUAUAUGCAUGUACAUGCAUGUGUAGUGGGACUUAAGUGUAAGUAGAAGUAGCAAGAUAUACCUGUUAUCUUACGUGCUGAUGAAACAGAAAAGACACCAGCAAUCCUACCAUCAUGUAAAACGAUUACAGGUUUCUAUUUCACACUCACUUGGUAGGAUGGUGGUACCUCCCUCGGUGAUUGCUGUCUACCAACCUACUACCUAGGAGAAUUAAAUUUGACUUAAUUAAAAAAUGCAUCUAGUUCAUAUACAUACCUGAUUUGUAUUGUUUGAAGAAUACUUUAAAAGAAUAAGUUCAGUCUAAAGAUGUCUUAGUGGCAACUAGUCUCAGAUUGGGAAAACACAUGUCUAAUUCUGUAUAUAAAUUCCUAUUGUAUUGUUUAUUGUAUUUGCAGAUUAUUAGGUUACUGUAAGUGAUUAAAGUGGCAUAAUUAGCAAUUGUGUAACUGCAAAUUUCUGAAAAGUAUCUGUACAUUUUACAUUAUAUUAUUAGAACACAUGUAAUUGCUGCCAAGGGAAAUACAGAGCUUUUUGAAUGAUCAUGACAAAGAAAUAUUACUACACAAAAAUACACUAAUUUUAUUGUUAAAUAUGUGUAUCAACCUUGCAACUUCACUGAAUCAGUCAAAACACAAAACUAAUACAGGUGGGAAAGUACCCUAAUACAGGUGUUGUACUGGCAUUUAUAAUAUAGUUUAUCUUUAAGAGUACAUAUAUGAAUGCAGUCAGCUUUAAUAGUAGCAAAUGUAUUGACUGUUGCAUUUUUUUUUUUUAGCAUACAAUCUUUCACUUAUACUUGACCUGUUUACUGUAUAGAUAAAUCCUAUCACCAAUGUAUUUAUAGCCUUAGGGUUUUAUUGCCUUCAAGUUCAAAGAGGAACCAAACAGCCUUCCUAAAUCUUAUUCACUAUAACUCAGGGUAGAGACUGUACUUCAUUAUUUAAAAUUUUGUAAAUGUGAAGAGCAGCUCUUGCUGUUUCAUAUCCAUUGUUUCACAAAUGAACCAUACAUUAAACAUGAAUAGGUUUUUGUUUUUUCUUAGGGUCUGCAGUGAGCCACUGUGUGAGGAAGAAUAAUGCGAGUUGCUUAGAUAAGGAAAAUUAAUAAAGUAUGAUGAAUAAAAGUCAUUAUACAGUGGCUUGAAUAAUUUACAACUAACCUACACUUUGGAGAGGAAACAAAACAUUUCAGUCCAUCUGAGAUCAGGAAGUUACAUCUGACUUGAUAAUGAUCCGAGAGGGUGUGAAAUGUCGUCUACAGUUUUCCUAUCUAAAGUGUGGGUCAGUUGUGAAUUAUUAGCAUUCCUACAAGUAAAACAGUUUAUGGAGCUAGUAAAGCGACAAAAAACAAGAAAAGACGUUCAUGUUAAUGCAGUAUUUCUAUUACAUAUUUAUGUAAAAUAUGACAUUAGAAUACUAUACUAGAGAGGUGUGUUCCAGUGAGGCUUUCCUAGUAAUACUGACCAGUAGAGUAGUUGAAACACCAGUCAUAAGGUUGAUGGUGUCUCAGUCUUGGUUAGUCUAAAAAAAAGUGGCGUGUAGUUUGCAUGUUCUAGCUAAGCACCUUCCUCAGGGGAAGUUCCUUGAUGCUGGUGAGGGGGCUCUUGAUCCAAGGGAUUGGAAUUGUUUUCCUCUUUAUUGGGUUGAAACUUGUUGCCUCCCAUUUCCUAGGCACUGUAGAACCCCUCCUGAUUUUGCACUUUUCCCUAAAUACAAUAAGAAUCAGCAAAGCACUAUUAAAUGAUCCUCACAAGUUCAGCACUUUUCAUGAUAUAAUUCUCUUAGCUGAAAUAUAAUUACUUGUAAUACACACAAAUAACCUACCCAUAGGAGAAAAGGAGAUUGAAACUUAUGACAAUAUUUUGGUCCAACUUGACCAAUAUUUAGUCACAAGUGAGAAGGGAAGGGAUCCAGAAUAUAUGAGGGGAAGACAGGGAACAGGAGAGGUAGAGCAGGAAGGAGGGAGUAAUUGCAGUAUUGUGCCUUUUUUAUUCUUUACCUGUGGGGAGAGGGAGGUAUUAGGUAGAUGGCGAGAAUAUUUUGAGGAACUUUUAAAUGUUGAGGAAGAAAGGGAGGCGGUAAUUUCAUGCACUGGCCAGGGAGGUAUACCAUCUUUUAGGAGUGAAGAAGAGCAGAAUGUAAGUGUGGGGGAGGUACGUGAGGCAUUACGUAGAAUGAAAAGGGGUAAAGCAGCUGGAACUGAUGGGAUCAUGACAGAAAUGUUAAAAGCAGGGGGGAUAUAGUGUUGGAGUGGUUGGUACUUUUGUUUAUUAAAUGUAUGAAAGAGGGGAAGGUACCUAGGGAUUGGUGGAGAGCAUGUAUAGUCCCUUUAUAUAAAGGGAAAGGGGACAAAAGAGAUUGUAAAAAUUAUAGAGGAAUAAGUUUACUGAGUAUACCAGGAAAAGUGUACGGUAGGGUUAUAAUUGAAAGAAUUAGAGGUAAGACAGCAGAAUGUAGGAUGGCGGAUGAGCAAGGAGGUUUCAGAGUGGGUAGGGGAUGUGUAGAUCAAGUGUUUACAUUGAAGCAUAUAUGUGAACAGUAUUUAGAUAAAGGUAGGGAAGUUUUUAUUGUAUUUAUGGAUUUAGAAAAGGUAUAUGAUAGAGUGGAUAGAGGAGCAAUGUGGCAGAUGUUGCAAGUAUAUGGAAUAGGUGGUAAGUAUGCUGUAAAGAGUUUUUAUGAGGAUGGUGAGGCUCAGGUUAGGGUGUGUAGAAGAGAGGGAGACUACUUCCCGGUAAAAGUAGGUCUUAGACAGGGAUGUGUAAUGUCACCAUGGUUGUUUAAUAUAUUUAUAGAUGGGGUUGUAAAAGAAGUAAAUGCUAGGGUGUUCGGGAGAGGGGUGGGAUUAAAUUAUAGGGAAUCAAAUUCAAAAUGGGAAUUGACACAGUUACUUUUUGCUGAUGAUACUGUGCUUAUGGGAGAUUCUAAAGAAAAAUUGCAAAGGUUAGUGGAUGAGUUUGGGAAUGUGUGAAAAGGCAGAAAGUUGAAAGUGAACAUAGAAAAGAGUAAGGUGAUGAGGGUAUCAAAUGAUUUAGAUAAAGAAAAAUUGGAUAUCAAAUUUGGGAGGAGAAGUAUGGAAGAAGUGAAUGUUUUCAGAUACUUGGGAGUUGACGUGUCGGCGGAUGGAUUUAUGAAGGAUGAGGUUAAUCAUAGAAUUGAAGGAAAAAAGGUGAGUGGUGCGUUGAGGUAUAUUUUUUUUUUUUUUAUUAUCACACUGGCCGAUUCCCACCAAGGCAGGGUGGCCGAAAAAGAAAAACUUUCACCAUCAUUCACUCCAUCACUGUCGUGCCAGAAGGGUGCUUUACACUACAGUUUUUAAACUGCAACAUUAACACCCCUCCUUCAGAGUGCAGGCACUGUACUUCCCAUCUCCAGGACUCAAGUCCGGCCUGCCGGUUUCCCUGAAUCCCUUCAUAAAUGUUACUUUGCUCACACUCCAACAGCAUGUCAAGUAUUAAAAACCAUUUGUCUCCAUUCACUCCUAUCAAACACGCUCACGCAUGCCUGCUGGAAGUCCAAGCCCCUCGCACACAAAACCUCCUUUACCCCCUCCCUCCAACCUUUCCUAGGCCGACCCCUACCCCGCCUUCCUUCCACUACAGACUGAUACACUCUUGAAGUCAUUCUGUUUCGCUCCAUUCUCUCUACAUGUCCGAACCACCUCAACAACCCUUCCUCAGCCCUGUGGACAACAGUUUUGGUAAUCCCGCACCUCCUCCUAACUUCCAAACUACAAAUUCUCUGCAUUAUAUUCACACCACACAUUGCCCUCAGACAUGACAUCUCCACUGCCUCCAGCCUUCUCCUCGCUGCAACAUUCAUCACCCAUGCUUCACACCCAUAUAAGAGCGUUGGUAAAACUAUACUCUCAUACAUUCCCCUCUUUGCCUCCAGGGACAAAGUUCUUUGUCUCCACAGACUCCUAAGUGCACCACUCACUCUUUUUCCCUCAUCAAUUCUAUGAUUCACCUCAUCUUUCAUAGACCCAUCUGCUGACACGUCCACUCCCAAAUAUCUGAAUACGUUCACCUCCUCCAUACUCUCUCCCUCCAAUCUGAUAUUCAAUCUUUCAUCACCUAAUCUUUUUGUUAUCCUCAUAACCUUACUCUUUCCUGUAUUCACCUUUAAUUUUCUUCUUUUGCACACCCUACCAAAUUCAUCCACCAAUCUCUGCAACUUCUCUUCAGAAUCUCCCAAGAGCACAGUGUCAUCAGCAAAGAGCAGCUGUGACAACUCCCACUUUGUGUGUGAUUCUUUAUCUUUUAACUCCACGCCUCUUGCCAAGACCCUCGCAUUUACUUCUCUUACAACCCCAUCUAUAAAUAUAUUAAACAACCACGGUGACAUCACACAUCCUUGUCUAAGGCCUACUUUUACUGGGAAAAAAUUUCCCUCUUUCCUACAUACUCUAACUUGAGCCUCACUAUCCUCGUAAAAACUCUUCACUGCUUUCAGUAACCUACCUCCUACACCAUACACUUGCAACAUCUGCCACAUUGCCCCCCUAUCCACCCUGUCAUACGCGGAUAUGUGGAGUCAAAAAACGUUAUCUAUGGAGGCAAAGAAGGGAAUGUAUGAAAGUAUAGUAGUACCAACACUCUUAUAUGGAUGUGAAUUUUGGGUGGUAAAUGCAGCAGCGAGGAGACGGUUGGAGGCAGUGGAGAUGUCCUGUCUAAGGGCAAUGUGUGGUGUAAAUAUUAUGCAGAAAAUUCGGAGUGUGGAAAUUAGGAAAAGGUGUGGAGUUAAUAAAAGUAUUAGUCAGAGGGCAGAAGAGGGGUUGUUGAGGUGGUUUGGUCAUUUAGAGAGAAUGGAUCAAAGUAGAAUGACUUGGAAAGCAUAUAAAUCUAUAGGGGAAGGAAGGCGGGGUAGGGGUCGUCCUCAAAAAGGUUGGAGAGAGGGGGUAAAGGAGGUUUUGUGGGCGAGGGGCUUGGACUUCCAGCAAGCGUGCGUGAGCGUGUUAGAUAGGAGUGAAUGGAGACGAAUGGUACUUGGGACCUGACGAUCUGUUGGAGUGUGAGCAGGGUAAUAUUUAGUGAAGGGAUUCAGGGAAACCGGUUAUUUUCAUAUAGUCGGACUUGAGUCCUGGAAAUGGGAAGUGCAAUGCCUGCACUUUAAAGGAGGGGUUUGGGAUAUUGGCAGUUUGGAGGGAUAUGUUGUGUAUCUUUAUACGUAUAUGCUUCUAAACUGUUGUAUUCUGAG
Messenger RNA from Cherax quadricarinatus, 6745 nucleotides. Its product is annotated as PSME3-interacting protein. Lineage: Eukaryota; Metazoa; Arthropoda; Malacostraca; Decapoda; Parastacidae. The record is from RefSeq and is a predicted model, not a curated record. Gene Ontology annotation, cellular component: nucleus.